Messenger RNA from Homalodisca vitripennis (glassy-winged sharpshooter), 2855 nucleotides. RefSeq names its product innexin inx2-like. The record is from RefSeq and is a predicted model, not a curated record. Gene Ontology annotation, cellular component: plasma membrane; gap junction. The transcript has a single exon. Gene Ontology annotation, molecular function: gap junction channel activity. Gene Ontology annotation, biological process: phototransduction. Bases 135 to 1190 code for a protein of 351 amino acids. Lineage: Eukaryota; Metazoa; Arthropoda; Insecta; Hemiptera; Cicadellidae.
UAGUCAAGUGUUGAGGACCUCUUCAAACUGACAUCAGUUGCGCGCGAGUAGUGAAGUGUUCAGGACCUCUUCAAACUGACACUGUUGUUGAAGAACUUGUCCGCGUGUGCUGAUUCCCCUGUUUAACAGUGAACAUGGAUGACAUUUUUGGAAGACUUAUUGCAUUUAUUCCAGGUGAUAGAGUUUGCAUAGACGAUAUCGUCUUCAGGUGGCACCACAAGGCGUCUGGUGUUCUUCUCUUUGCAUGUUCUUUAAUCGUGGCUGCGAUACGCUAUGUCGGCUACCCAAUUGAUUGCUGCACGGAAGACAUACCCACACAAGUCAUGGAACCCUACUGUUUGACCAAAGGCACCUUCAUCAUAUCUCAAAAACACACCAAUGAAGACUUCAUCCAGACGAACUACGUACCUGGAUUAACGGACAUAACAGUGCAAUCCUACUACCAGUGGAUGCCGUUUAUUUUGGUGUUUGUUGGCUUGUGUUUCAAAGCUCCUCGAUACCUCUGGUUGUACUGGGAAGGCGGCAGGAUGGACACUAUCGUGUCAUUCAUGAACUCUCCAAUUUAUGACGAAGGCGAAAAGAACGAGUGGAAGAAGAUCCGUGUGGAUUAUUUUUACUCUAACCAGAAACGUCUUAACUUUUACGCUUACAGAUAUUUCUUUUGCGAAUUUCUAAAUCUAGUAAACGUCCUGGCCCAGAUGUAUCUGAUGGACUCACUUCUUGGUGGUGUGUUUAAGACAUACGGCUGGGAAGUAUACUCUUUCUCUUCAGAGAAUGAAUUUGACCGCGUCGACCCAAUGGCACUUAUUUUUCCUAAAUUGACUAAAUGCACAUUCCGCGGUGUGGGACAUUCUGGAACCGUCAUCAUCAGUGAUGCUCUUUGUAUACUUUCUAUCAACGCAGUCAAUGAGAAAAUAGUUCUGGUGCUCUGGAUUUGGUAUAUAGUACUGGGCCUAUCAACCGUCAUCACCCUGCUGACACGUGUUCCUCUCUUCUUCUCCAAGCGCAUACGUGCAUUCACUCUACAGAUGCUUAUGUACAACUCACACCGCAUCGAGGCAAGGGAAAUCAUGUACGCAUCAAGCAUUGGAGACUGGUUCAUGCUAUCCCAGGUAGGAAAAAAUGUCGGCCCACGCAUUUUCCAAGAAUUAAUUGUAGACCUUCAUGCAAAGACUUAUCACACAGCAUAAGUAUAAGUACAAAGAACUCUUAUUGUUAUUUUAUCAUUUUUUGCAAUUCAUACUAUAUUUGAUUUAUUAUGUUCCUUUUACUGUCAAGUUUGAUAUAGUAACUUGAAAGUAGUAAUGUUUUAUGGCAGAUUCUAUUGGUGGUAAAAUCUACCAUUGUUAAAUUAAUUAAAUAACAGUUUUAUACCCAGACAGUACUCUUUGGUUUAUUCAAUACAAGAUUAAUUCAAACAUAUGUGUUUCUAUUUCUUAAUUUUCUAUCAUAAAAACUCACAUUGUGUUGUUGAAGUUAGCUUUUCACUUUUGUUUAAAUUAUAAUCUAGUAUUUGAUUCAUAUUUUCUUCUUUAUAAAUCUUUUCACGAUAAAAUUAAGAUUUUGUAGUUUUCCUAUACAAGGCCAUUAUUUAUUUAAGAUUAAUUAUCUAGGCUAAGUGUAUGCAUUUAAAAUUUCUUGAUUGUUGUGUUAAUUAAAGUGCAACAAGGUAUAAUGUGUUCAAAAAUAGUAUUUUUAAUUUGUUAACUGCCAAUUUCUAGAGAUUUAUAAUUUACAUAAUUAGGAUUUUCUACAAUUUUUAUACAACACAAUGACUUAUUUUUGAAAUUUUUUGCUGCCUUCAUUGUUAUGCAUUUAUUUGCUCAGUUUCAUACAUCAAUUAUUUUACACAAAACUGUUAAUUGUUUAGUUUAACUUUAUAGAAUCAGUUAAGUGUUGUAUUGUGUUUUAAAAUGUGUAUUUUUAUAUUUCACUUUCCUUAUUUAGGUUUAAUAGAGAGUCAUGGCUCUUUUUAAAGUUCAUUAUACAGUAAUGUGAAUUAUAAAAGUUCAGUUUUAUAUAAUUAGGGUGUAUAUCUGUGUACCUUGGACAUGGUUUAAUAUGAUUUAAAUGUUGACUGUGUACUCUGAAAUAUAAAACAAAUUGCAUUUGUGUUUAUGAGAUUUGUGUGUGUUCAUUAAAGAGUAACAAAGUAUAAUGUGUUUUAAAUAUAGUAAUUUUAACAUCUUAACAGAUAAUUUCUAAAGGUGACUAUUUUAAUGAGGAUUUUCUACAAUUCUUAUACAAUACAAUGACUUAUUUUAUGUAAUUUUUGAUCAUUUUUUCUGUCUUCAUUGCUAUAUAUUUACUUGCUCAGUUUCAUAAAUAAAUUUAUUUUGAUUUAUUAUUUCCUUACACGUAAAGUCCAGAUUUUAAAAAUGUUAUGAAAUAUUUAUAUAUGUUUUGUACUGAACUGUUAAUUGUUUGAGUUAAACGUUAUAGAAUCAGUUAAGUAUUGUAUUGUGUUUUAAAAUAUGUAUUUUUAUAUUUCACUUUCCUUAUUUAGAUUUAAUAGAGAGUCAUGGCUCUUUUUAAAUUUCAUUAUACAGUAAUGUGAAUUAUAAAACUUCAUUUUUUAUAGAAUUAGGAUAUACUUUUUUAUAUAAAAAACAAGUAGUAGUAGCCUAGUAGUGAUAUAUAUUUGAGUUCCUUGGUUAAGUAUGAUUUAAAUGUUAAUUGUGUACUCUGAAAUAUAAACAAACUGGAUUGUGUUUCAGAAGAGAGUACUUUCACAGAUCUAGGAGAUAGAUUUUAAUAUUUUGAUUACUGUUCUGUUCAUAUAGUGAACAAGCUAUAUAAUGUAUGUUUCAAAAUAUCAAUUCAAAUGUAUUAAUAAAGUUUUAUUGUGUUUAUGA